GUGUAGUGAUUGACAUUCUUACACGGUUUGGCAAAUACUUUCAAUACUUGACUAAAUGAAGCCUAGAUGGAAAGGUAAAGGCUCAGAAGCCAAAGCUAGUUCUGAUCCCAUGUCUAAAAUUGUCUCACAACUCCAUUCCUCUUUGAUCCAAACCGAGACUUGUGGUUUGCUCUCGAGCUGCAGUGUACUCGUUGAAGUAGAUGCUGAAUUAGCUGAUCUUCUCAACCGUGCAUGUUUUGGUCGACCAAGAAUUACAUCAGAAAAGGACAAACAAUGGUUUCAACUGGAUAUGGAGGAAACCUUUUAUUUGUGCUUUUCACUAAAAUGCCUCAAAGUCAUGGGUGAAGAUGGAUCCACAAAAAGUAAUGAAGAGUUGUGGGAGUACUUCAAAUCAAAAAAGCCUGUGUUUCCUAUUCAUUACAAGGCUUAUUCUCAUCUUCGGCAUAAAAAUUGGAUUGUAAAACUAGGAUUGCAGUAUGGUGUGGACUUUGUUGCCUACCGUCACCACCCGGCUCUUGUCCAUUCCGAGUAUGCAGUGCUGGCACUACCAGAAGGAGAUAAUGAUCUAAAUGGUCGAUUGAGAGUGUGGUCAGAUGUUCAUUGUACAGUUCGCCUUUGUGGAAGUGUUGCAAAAACAUUAUUGAUCGUUAUCGUGAAUAGCAAUGGACUAGGUGCGAACUCUCCUUCAUGUUUAGAGCACUACACUGUCGAAGAACGGACGAUAACGAGAUGGAACCCAGAACAGAGCCGAGAAGAUCAGGGAGGGCUUCAGAACCAAAUAAAGGAAGGUAUAAUUUAGAAUAUUGUUUUCUGCCUUGCUCUAGGAAAAGUUUUUCUGUUACUUGUAUGUUCUUGCCAACAUAUCUUAUUCUAUGCAAAAAAGAUUAUGAACUGGACAGUCAUCAUGUGACUGGUUUCCAGUUUUUGAAAUGAGAAUCAAGACCACUUGUUUUACGUGGUACUUAAAGUUUGAUGAUUAUGUAGUUUCUUGAAAUAGAUUAUACAUGGCAU
Hibiscus syriacus is the source of this 1011-nucleotide messenger RNA. RefSeq names its product tRNA-splicing endonuclease subunit Sen2-1-like. Gene Ontology annotation, biological process: tRNA-type intron splice site recognition and cleavage; tRNA splicing, via endonucleolytic cleavage and ligation. Lineage: Eukaryota; Viridiplantae; Streptophyta; Magnoliopsida; Malvales; Malvaceae. Gene Ontology annotation, molecular function: tRNA-intron lyase activity; nucleic acid binding. The record is from RefSeq and is a predicted model, not a curated record. The coding region runs from base 56 to 799 and encodes 247 amino acids. The transcript is spliced from 3 exons. Gene Ontology annotation, cellular component: tRNA-intron endonuclease complex.